AUGGAUCAUAUCGUGGCCCUCUUUGACGCAAAUUUGACUUCGUACACCUCAGAAGACUUUACUGAAUCGCAGGUGUUGGACUUGGUAGAUGCAACCGUGUCUUGGUUGAGUGCCCACAGACAGUCUUCUCCUUAUGCCAUUUGGAACUUGUAUGGCUUCUCGACCAAUGUCCUGCACUCUUGUUCUAGCUAUAGCAUUAUUAACGAGAAGCUUGCUGGGGAACUCCAGGCCCCAGAAGCAGUCAGGCGCUCGUUGGGAGAAGCCCUUCGCUACUGCCCCCAAGCCACAUCAGUGACCGGGCUUGCGCUUCUCUCGGCUAUUGCUGCUGUGGCGCGUGUUCAAAGUAUUGUGAGUUCCCUUUCCGAAUCUAGCGGCAUCAACAUGAUGUACCAUGGGCGCAUUCUUAUUAUAACAGCGUCUGGUGUACAAGAUUCUGAAGUCGUUAAUUCAGCACUCUUUUCAGCGAAGCGGUUUAAUGUCAAGAUAGAUAUCGUCUCACUGACCACCAUCCCCGACGUUAACAUCUUCUUGAGGCAGGUCGCCUACCUAACGGCCAGCAAGUUUUCCAAUGUGCCGAAGCCCAAGGCUUCCGGUAGUAGUGUCUCCUACUUCACUACGCACAUCUUCAAGGCUUCUCCUGCUGCUGAGUGGAGGUCGCUACAGCUCAAUGAUGGUGCUAGCGCCGGAAUGUACCAUCGGGAAAAGCGGCUUGACUUCAUGGGAGAGUGCAGUGUUUGUCAUGCUAACAUAAGCCAUGGGAUUGCCUGUGCUGUCUGCUUCACUCUUCAGUGUGAUACUUGCUUCAACGGCUCUUGCCCCACUUGUCCUGCUACAGUGUAA
Giardia duodenalis is the source of this 840-nucleotide messenger RNA. Its product is annotated as TFIIH P34. The coding region runs from base 1 to 840 and encodes 279 amino acids. The record is from RefSeq and is a predicted model, not a curated record. Gene Ontology annotation, biological process: regulation of DNA-templated transcription; nucleotide-excision repair. The transcript has a single exon. Gene Ontology annotation, cellular component: transcription factor TFIIH core complex; transcription factor TFIIH holo complex. NCBI's taxonomy places the organism in Eukaryota, Fornicata, Diplomonadida, Hexamitidae.